AUGGCUGAAGCUGGUGAUGCUGCUACUGAAUGGAUUUCGUGUGAUCUUAUGCUAGUCAAUGCAACUCAGUUUAUGUUGGCUUCAAAUGGUGAUUUUUCUGUAUCAAGCGUUCGGCGGAUCGAAGUGCUAGCAGAACUUGAUACCGGUUGUAGACAUCUCGGUCUGCCAACACAACAAAUAUUAGAAUUGCAACCAUUGGGAGAUUCAAUCAGUCAUGAACAAAGAGCCACAAAUAAUUCAGAUAUAUGGGCCGGUUCGAAUAGAAUUCGGUGGACGAAAGGUGAAUGUAUUAGCCGACCUAAUGGAACAUGCAAUACAUGCAUCAUUAGGAUUAGAAUCGGCUUAGCGAUUGAAAAUUGA
Molecule: messenger RNA, 360 nt
Organism: Didymodactylos carnosus
Lineage: Eukaryota; Metazoa; Rotifera; Eurotatoria; Philodinida; Philodinidae
Source: the annotation of a GenBank genome assembly